GAGAGAGAGUGACUGAGGUGAGGUGAUGCAGCCGGCGUAUGAUGAACCUCUGACGCACAGAACUCGAUGCCGCCACGUGUCCGGCAAUGAUGUGAUGCGACGAUGCGAUCGUGCGGAGCACCACGGUUUAACUUUUCCGACAAGCACAAAAUCCUCAAAAUAUUUCUACUUCCCCUACCUGUAGCGAUCUUACCGUGUUCCUCUACUUCGCAUCAUUCACAAAACUGCUCCAUCAAACUCAGGUUCAGGGUAACGCAUUUCCACUGAAUCAAAACUCGAAACCGAUGCUAAUGUUGUUGUUCCUUUUUUCAUCUUCCUCAUUAAAGUAACAUGCAAAUUUCUCCAGUAACCACUGAUUGGGAAGUUUCAUCGCAAAGACCAACAUAGCUUUGAUUGUGGAAUUUUUUUGUGAAGAGGGAAAUGUCUUUCCAUAAUCAAGCACUUUGGAUGGGGAAGAGUCCUGGGUGUUUGAAUGACGAUGACAUGACAAAUGACAGUUUUUCUGGAAUUGAGUCCAAGCGCACUCAUCAGUGGUUCAUGGAUGGCCCUGAAGUGGAUCUGUAUCCCAAUAAGAAGCAAGCAGUAGAAGCUCCAAAUAAUUUAUUAUCUGGAAUGCUCAACUCCAAUAUUUCCUCUUGGGAAAAUUCCUCAGGAUUUCACUCUUUAAAUGGUCAUUUUACUGAACAAUUAUAUGUCCCAGAUCCAGUAACCAUGAAUUUUGAAGAUGCAAACACUCCCUCGGGUAGCAUAGAUAAUACACUGAGUGUGGAAAGAAAGGAUAGCAUGGAUCCCUUUGGAGGCGAGUCCUCAUUUGGUUUAUCCAUCUCAACUGCAUUAGAAGAUCCUCGUUUAGUUUUUAAUUAUGAUGGAUUUAGAAAAGUCAAAGAUAACGAGGUGAAGGAAUCUGAGAAUGUCAUGUCUGUUACUGCAAAUAAUCCCUAUGAUAGCAUAGUUAGUGAGACUGUGUCAAAUUCUUGUCUAUACAAGGAGAUCGAUAAGUCCAUAUCAACGAAUCUCACCUACAACAAAGGGGUUGCCAAUAUAAUAUCAAUGGAUGAUGCAUAUGGCAGGACAGACAACAAUUUCAUGUCGAUGAGUCAAUCCUAUAGCAAGGGAAAUGACAGCUUAUCUUUACAUCCAACAUUCAAUGAGAUAUGUAAUAGGAUAUCAUCAAUGGAUCAGGGCUUCAGUGAGGUGGACAGUAAUGUGAUAUCUAUUGCUCAAGCUUACAACAAAGUCCCGGACAAUUCUGUGUUAACUAACCAUUUAUACAAUGAGGCUGAUAAUGGCACUAUAUCAGUGCAUCACACCUACCACAAAGAGGGAAAUGACGUGCCAUUUGCUUCUCAUUCCUAUAAUAGAGGAGAGAGCACUAUCAUAUCCUUUGGUGGCUGUGAUGAUGAUGACACAACUCCCUCUGACUUGUUCAUUUCCAACUAUGAACUCCUGAUGUGUCAAGCACUUUCAAACAAGUCAGAAGCCGUGAAUGAGAAAGAUUUGCUUAGAUCUAGUUCUAGUUUACUUCCAAGUACAGCUCAUACAUCUGCACCUGAAACUGAAAACGUUACCAAGACAAAAGAGGAGAUGAAAAUGUCUAAAAAAGCCACUUCAAACAACUUCCCUUCAAACGUCAGAAGUUUGCUAUCCACUGGUAUGCUGGAUGGUCUCUCAGUGAAGUAUAAGGCAUGGUCACGGGAGAAGGAACUUCGAGGUGUUAUAAAAGGUGCUGGGUAUUUGUGCAGUUGCCAUUCGUGUAAUUUUUCCAAGGUUAUUAAUGCAUAUGAAUUUGAGCGACAUGCUGGAUGCAAGACAAAACACCCCAAUAAUCAUAUUUACUUUGAUAAUGGGAAAACUAUAUAUGGGGUUGUACAAGAGCUCAGGAGCACUCCACAGAGCAUGUUGUUUGAAGUUAUUCAGACUAUAACUGGUUCACCUAUCAAUCAGAAAUCCUUCUGCAUUUGGAAAGAAUCCUUUUUGGCUGCAGCAGGGAACUCAAGCGCACACGUGGAAAACAAGAAGUAAAGCAAUUGAUACAAUGGUGGAAUUGAGUUACAAGAUAGGACAACCUUUGUUGGUUUCAUAGGAGUAAUGUUUUGUUUUGAUACACCUUUUGCCGACCAAUUUCGCAAGUUUUGUAUCCUUUAACCAUUUGAGGAUAAACACGAAAAUAGUGGGGAACUCUCCAAACAAAAUAGAAUAUGUAUUGCAAAUUGGAUGUAUCAUGGUAGUAGCAUAUAGUAAGUGAAUUAAUUUCAUGAAGGUAAAUUGAUUUUGUUGUGAAGGUCUUAUUAAUACAAGAAAAUAUUCUGUGAUAUUCUCUUUCAUGUAUCUAGUGGGUUUAAUCGUCCUUUGACAGAUAAAGGAUUUUGUAACUUAUUGCUGCUAUUGCACCGUGAUAUCUACUAGCAAUGCAACAUUAUCUAUUUCCACAGCUUGACUACUACUAGUUAGUUAUAUACCUUACCUUGUUGAGAUGACUU
This is a messenger RNA of Cajanus cajan (pigeon pea), 2480 nucleotides long. RefSeq lists its product as uncharacterized. Gene Ontology annotation, cellular component: nucleus. Gene Ontology annotation, biological process: positive regulation of transcription by RNA polymerase II. Gene Ontology annotation, molecular function: histone binding; chromatin binding; RNA polymerase II transcription regulatory region sequence-specific DNA binding. NCBI's taxonomy places the organism in Eukaryota, Viridiplantae, Streptophyta, Magnoliopsida, Fabales, Fabaceae. The record is from RefSeq and is a predicted model, not a curated record.